This is a messenger RNA of Dufourea novaeangliae, 2064 nucleotides long. RefSeq names its product organic cation transporter protein-like. NCBI's taxonomy places the organism in Eukaryota, Metazoa, Arthropoda, Insecta, Hymenoptera, Halictidae. The transcript has 9 exons. Gene Ontology annotation, cellular component: membrane. The record is from RefSeq and is a predicted model, not a curated record. Gene Ontology annotation, molecular function: transmembrane transporter activity. The coding region runs from base 1 to 1632 and encodes 543 amino acids. Gene Ontology annotation, biological process: transmembrane transport.
AUGUUUGCCAACGGAGGGUUAGCACUAAAUAGAACUACCGACGAUAAAGCGGAAGUGAACGGUAAGCAAGUCUCUAACGGCAAAGAGGAAGUUCUCGACGAUGGCGAGGAGGUCGAUGCCGUGCAGGAAGCAAUCGGGAAUCUUGGCAGAUGGCAAAUUUUCGUGUGUCUGGCGAUCUCGUUGGUCAAGUUCCCGAUCGCUUGGCACCAACUCGCGAUCGUCUUCAUGGCGCCACAUCAACAGUACAACUGUACCGCGCCGGCACGCACAGAAUUUUCUGACCAGUGCAUAGUCAAUGUCAAUGGUACACUGGCGGAAUGCACCGAGUGGGAAUAUGAUAGAAGCACGUUUUCCGAGACGGUUAUAUCGCAGUGGAACUUAGUAUGCAGUCGAACGCAUUACGCCAAUAUCCAGCAAUCUAUUUUGAUGUUCGGCGUGCUUUUGGGCAAUAUUAUAUUUGGCAAUCUAGCAGAUAGAUAUGGCAGAAAGGUGCCGUUGAUCGUAUCCGUUGUUCUCCAACUGGUUUCCGGCAUUGGCUGCGCCGUUGUGCCGUGGUUUCCUGCGUUAUUGCUGAUGAAAUUACUUAGCGCUUUGGCCACUGGCGGCACGAUGGUCACUAGUUACGUCAUUUGUAUGGAGAUCGUUGGUACACAAUGGAGGGCGGCCAUCACUGUGCUUUAUCAAAUUCCAUUUAGUUUGGGCCACAUGUCAUUGGCUGGUCUUGCAUUUUUAUUCCGCCACUGGCAACACCUUCAAAUCGCAAUUACUCUACCUUCUGUAAUUCUCCUGAGCUACUGGUGGAUUGUACCUGAAUCUCCAAGGUGGUUGCUGGCGUUAGGCAAACAACGCGCAGCUUGUAAAAUCCUGCAAAAGGCGGCUAAUAUUAAUAAGAUACAAAACAAGGACAUUCCAGAGCUGGUCAGGCAGCAUUGCUUGCAUCAGAAUUCCAAGCGAUCAGCAUCUGAUGACAAAGCAUCAUUCCUGGAUCUCUUCCGUACCCCGAACAUGAGGAUAAAGUCUUUGUCGAUCUUCUUCAAUUGGGUCGUCUGUGGAAUGGGAUUGUUCGGAAUGUCUCAAUACAUAGGGCAAGUUGGUGGCAACAUCUUCCUGAAUUUCACAGUUUCUGGAGCAAUACAGGUACCUGGAAACUUCGUUGCUUGGUGGGCAAUGAACAGGUUGGGCAGAAGGAUCACGUUGAUCUCUAGCAACACAAUUACUGGCAUCUCUGCCCUUUUACUUAUCGUAGUUUCAAAUGAUAUCGAAUGGCUGCGAUUAAUUCUAGUCUGUAUUGGCAUCGUUGGCAUGUCGGUUUCCUUCACAACGGUUUACCUGUUUUCCGGUGAGCUGUUCCCCACGGUUGUUCGAAAUAUUGGUGUGGGCACCAGCAGUAUGUGUGCGAGAAUUGGUUCCAUUACGGCGCCUUUCGUCGUAUCUUUGGAUCACAUUCAAACGUGGCUACCACCGGCGUUCUUUGGAAUCUUGCCACUCAUUGGUGCCGCGUUGUGUCUCUUCUUGCCAGAAACCGUUGGUUGCACGCUUCCGGAGACGCUUCAAGAUGGCGAGGAAUUCGGGAAGAAAGCGCAUAAGAUAAAGAAGAAACCGAAGGACAUCGAAGCAGAAGCGUCACUUUGAACGAAAAUCAAUGGCCACAUAAAUAAGUGUUUGCGAGACAAACAAUACCGCGACGAAAAAAUUACUGAAAUUGAGAUUAUCGAUUUUCAUACAGUAAUUAGAUGUACAUAUAAGUAAUACUGCGAUCAUUCCGUGUUCUUAUUUAUUACAUUACAUCCACGAUUUUUAAUGGCGUCCGAGGAAUCACUGUUUCCUCUUCAUACAGAUUUUGGAGCAUGUCGAUUUCGUGUUCCAGCAAUAUUCGCUGCUCAUUCGUGUCUAAUGAACUCAAUCGUUGUAUUUGUGCAUGAUAAUGGUACAUUCUUAGUUAAGAUGGAAUUCCAUCGGAUGAUUCGACCCGCUGGAAAAAUAUUUUUGAUACCGACGUUUACAAGGAAAUUAAGAAUGUUACCUACUGCCAAAUAACUGUUGUAAAGCAAGUGCCUUGUAUUA